CUGCGUUCCUGUUCGCAGCCUCCUCAGCCGUCUCUUACCCUCUCACAGGCGGCUAGAAACUAGCCUAUACCUCUCCACCUUCUCCACCUGUUCUCCUUUACCGUCAGACGCCGGGGAAUGCAUCGCGAUGGGGAGAUCUAACCGCGACAUCGCCGGUAGACGAAAGCAGCACGACGGCCGGUCCUGCCACCGGAAGCACGUCGAGGACGGGUAGAACCUACCGCUUCUUCUCCGCCGCCGUUCCCACUCUCUAAUCCACUUUCUUCACCAAUCAAUUUCCUUCGGAGUUUACCCAUAAAAAUGGAGGAACUAGAUCUGACCUCGCCGACGGCCGAGGGGCGGAGCGUUCUCCAUGGCCGAUACGAACUGGGCCGCGUCCUCGGCCAAGGCACUUUUGCCAAGGUCUACGUUGCCCGCAACUUACGCACCGGAAAGAACGUCGCCAUGAAGGUGGUCGACAAGGAGAAGGUUAUCAAGGUGGGCAUGACUGAACAAGUAAAGCGGGAGAUAUCCGUGAUGAAGAGGGUCACCCACCCAAACAUCGUCGAGCUCCACGAGGUAAUGGCUACCAAAUCCAAGAUCUAUUUCGCCAUGGAGCUCGUUCGCGGCGGCGAGCUCUUCUCUAAGAUCGCCCAAUCUGGCCGUCUCAGAGAAGAUGCUGCACGCUCCUACUUCCGGCAACUCAUAUCCGCUGUGGAUUUUUGCCACUCGCGCGGCGUCUUCCACCGGGAUCUCAAGCCGGAGAAUCUCCUCCUCGACGACGCCGGUAACCUGAAGGUCGCCGACUUUGGUCUCUCGGCCUUCGCCGAUCAUGUCCGCGCUGACGGCUUACUUCACACCACUUGCGGCACGCCGGCCUACGUUGCGCCGGAGGUCAUUGGAAAGAAGGGCUACGACGGCGCUAAGGCAGAUCUAUGGUCCUGUGGCGUUAUCCUUUACGUCCUGCUCGCCGGAUCCCUUCCCUUCCAAGACGAUAACAUCGUUACGAUGUACAGGAAGAUCCACCGAGGCGACUUCCGAUGUCCCCCCUGGUUCUCUACUGACGCGCGCCGCCUCGUUACAAAGCUUCUCGAUCCCAAUCCCAGCACCCGCAUCACCGUCGCUAACCUAAUCGAAACCCCCUGGUUCAAGAAAAACCCCAUUCCCAAACCGAUCCUCUCCGAGCCACCAUCGUCGCAAACCAAGAAAGAGGGGGAGGAGCCAGAACGAAUGAAUGCGUUCCAUUUGAUUUCUCUUUCAGAGGGGUUUGAUUUGUCUCCGCUAUUCGCGAGCGGGGAAACCCUAAGAGAGGAAGGGAUUAGGUUUGCGACCAAGGGGCCAGCCAGUGAAAUUGUAUCAAGAUUAGAGGAGCUUGCUGCGAGAGCCCCGGGGAAGCUCCGAGUGACGAAGAGCUCGGCGGCGGGGGUGCGUUUAGAAGGAGAGGAGCGUGGCCGGAAAGGGCGACUUGCAGUGGCCGCAGAGAUCUUCGCGGUUGCGCCAUCUGUGCUUGUGGUGGACGUGAAGAAGGACGGAGGCGACACGCUCGAGUAUUUACGCUUCUGCUGCAACGACCUCCGGCCUGCGCUUAAGGACAUACUGUGACAAUCAUCGGAAGCUCAGACUACCUCCGUCGCCUGAGCCGUCAACAUCAGUUUCUCCGUCCAGCCUUGUGGUGUACAGUGAGUAUUUGGUGUAAUAAAAGGCAUGGCUGGGAACAAUCUCUGCGAUUCUUGAGCUCCAUGUUUGUUC
Messenger RNA from Dendrobium catenatum, 1728 nucleotides. RefSeq names its product CBL-interacting protein kinase 6-like. The transcript has a single exon. The record is from RefSeq and is a predicted model, not a curated record. Lineage: Eukaryota; Viridiplantae; Streptophyta; Magnoliopsida; Asparagales; Orchidaceae. The coding region runs from base 301 to 1581 and encodes 426 amino acids. Gene Ontology annotation, molecular function: protein kinase activity; ATP binding. Gene Ontology annotation, biological process: protein phosphorylation; signal transduction.